GGUGUCAUAGGCGAUCAUGAUUAGGAAAAAGUUAGCUCUAAUUUCCUCGAUGGAAGUUAACCUUUGUACUCUAAUUUCACAAUAAGCGCCCUAUAGCUGAACUACACAUGUUUUCUGAAUUCAUGCCCAGGAUCGGCAGAUCAUGUUUAUGUAGGACUGCUUGUAUAUAGUUCUCUCCACAACUAAUACGCUAUCUUUUAUAUGAAGCCAUGCAGGAUUGACUACCGGGUAAUUUUAGUUUAAACGACUGAAGGAACUUUGUCAAGGCUCGCCCACGAUCGAGGCUCUCUCACUGCAUUUCUCCCUGGCCAUACACACCUUGUGAAGGAAGAUUUUUGGUCGCUCGCACGCGUAUAGAUAAGUACGCCGUCACCAUGAGCUUAGAACAAGUAGAGGGUGCUUUGAAGCUGAUUGAAGACCUCAAUCUAACAGCAAUUCGAUUCGAACAGACCGAUAUGCAUGGCAUCGCACGAUGUAAGACAAUCCCGGCGUGUCACUUCAAGGAGAAAGCAACCAAAGGUGUCAACUUCGUUUUGCUCGCACUAGGAGCUCUGGAUGUCAAAGGUGAGCUGGUUGAACUGGUCGAGGAUACUGGCUACGGAGAAGAGGUGUCAUUCGGCGAUGCGGUGGCGUUUCCGGAUUUCGAUACUCUCUAUCCGCUACCGUGGUUGAAAAGCACCGGAAGAAUCCUGGUCGAACCGACGUACAAUGGCGAGUCCGUUCCCGGGUAUCCACGAGUAAUUGCGAAGCGGCAAUUGGAGAAAUUGAAGGAAAUGGGGAUGUCUCUUCUAUCGGCUCACGAGCACGAGUUCUACCUCGUGGAAAAAGAAACGCUGAAGCCGAUGAACGGAGAUGACUCAAACAUCUUCGCCACUAUUCGUAAUACCCCGAUCCUGGACCUGAUAGAUAAGUUCAUCGAAUACCUACCGAAAGUUGGAGUUUCGGUUGAAAGUGUCGAAAAUGAAAUGGGGCCUGGUCAAGUCGAGAUAUCUUACAAACCGGCGUUUGGUUUGCGUGCUGCGGAUAAUGCCCACACCUACAAAACAUCCAUCAAGGAAAUAGCCCUGCUCAACGGCUGUGUGGCAUCGUUCAUGAGUAAACCCUACCCAGAGCAAGCUGGCUCCUCUAGUCACUUUUGCCAUUCUUUGUGGGAUGUCGAAGGCAAGCUUCCCCUCCUGUACAACCAUGACAACCCGACGCAUCUCUCGGAGAUUGGUCAGCAGUGGAUUGCAGGAAUCCUUGCUCAUGCUCGCGCUACUGAAAUCCUGAUGGCACCUACUGUUAAUUGCCUUAAACGUGUUAAACCGAUGGCCACUCCCAUCAAUGUCACAUGGGGUUUGGACAAUCGCACCUGCCUUGUUCGGGUCAAGAUCAAUGGUGACACUGGAACAUAUCUUGAGAACCGAGCAGGCGCCUCAGGGUGUAACCCAUACCUCUCUCUGGCGGCAACAGUUGCUGCCGGUAUUGAUGGUAUCGUGAACAAAAUGAAGCUACCACCACCGGUUACCCGAAACGCUUACAAGCCUGAAAACAUCCCUCCAAAGACAGCAUCUAUCCCGGACAACAUGGAGGACGCGCUCAAAGCACUCCUUGACGAUGAGGUCAUCUGCGAUGCCCUGGGAAAGGACUUCAUUAAAUCUUUCUCUGCUUUGAAGAGGUACGAAGCGAAUCAAGAGAGAGAGGCAAUAGAUAAGGGCGACGAACACUGGGAUUUCAACAAGUUCUUCUAUUACUUGUAAAGCUAGUAUAGCUAACGUGAAUUGAAUAGUUUGCUUGUAAGUACACCUAAGACAAAUAUUUUGAAUGUAAAAUUCAAAUAUGUUCUAUCUAUUUUAUAUUUUAUUUUGUUUUGCUUUUUUAAUACAUUAUUCAUUUUAUAAUUACAACGCAAACUGAUUUUUAAAUCGUUCCUCCUCUUAUCAUUUCUUUCCGUUUUAUUUUAUGGUGUUCAUCUAGCAAAUUAUUACUACAUAUAUAUAAUGCUUAUUCUAUCGCCUAUUGCGCAUUCAUUUUCUCCUAAAUUCUUUCAUAUAUGCAUAUUACAUGGUAUUAUAUAAAGUAACUUGUAUAAUAUUUCGAAAUAUUAUGUCAUAAAGAUAUAUGGGGGGUAUCAUCUAUACGGUACCUCAUAGUGGGUGAUUAAAACAAACGUUUUUAUUCUUCAUGUACACAAGUUAAUUCUGUAAUUUAUCAUUAUAUCAUCAUUACUUCCAUUCCAUUAAUUUCUGCAUAUUGUUUAAUUUUGACGAAUAUUUCAUGCUUUUGUUCUUCUGUACAUCCCUUUUGUAAAUUGACAAAAUAGUAUUUUAGCUCUUUUACCGUCAACAAAUACAUGAAUCAAAUAAAAUCAAAUACAAAGUUUGGGGCUCAUUACGCCACUGUAUACACAUAAUGAGUUGGUGCACUGUAAAAAAUGAAGUGCUAAUUUAGCACUUACAGUGAUGGUUUAGUGACUGCACUACGAGUGCUGAUUUUCUAGUUCAAAUUUAGACUAGAAAAUCAGCACUCGUAGUGCAGUCACUAUACAAGCACUGUAAGUGCUAAAUUAGCACUUCAUUUUUUACAGUGUGGCUGGAGAUCUGCUAUGAUAAUCAUGAUCAUGAUAAAAAUCCACUUUAAUUUUAGUAAAAAUUGUUUUAUUCGAAUUUUAUGGAAAUAUAGGAAUUUAAAUGUAACAUAUGUCAAUGUUAUUAAAUACAAGAAAUGCGAAAAUGGUGCAUUACGAUUAAACGCUUUUAAAUUCAUUUUGAACUUAAACGCUCAGUUGAAAAAUACGUUUACGUUAAAAAUAACAAAGUUGUAUAAUUUCAUAGUAGAUCGAAGAGCGUAAUUUUGCUAUAGAUUUAUACGGUGCCUACUUAGAUUUGAUAUUAUUCAACUAUACUUUUGCCGCUUUUUGUUUUGUUAUGUCAAAUGCAAAUUUUUCUUAUUUUGUUACAGUAGAAAUAUAGUAUGAAAUCAAGAUAUGGUAAAGAAAAAAAAAUCCACGAUACCAUGUCAAUCCCAUAAAGAGGUGGAGCUUAUUUGAUCCACCUUUUAUAGACAUCAUAAUCGCAUUGCCACUGGGAGGAUCUUCACAGCAUUAGUGAUCUCAGCAUUCAAAUGCUCAUAACUUUUUUAUAUUUUGUUCAUUUUUUUCUCAGACUUUCAUGGAUAUGUUUCUUUGAUUUUUCUGUUUUGAAUUCAAGCUUCCUUGUUCAAAGCGUUUGAUUUAUCAUCCUUUUAAAUACUGGUAUUAGAAAUAAAAACUUGAGAUGAAUAACAACAA
Lytechinus pictus (painted urchin) is the source of this 3268-nucleotide messenger RNA. Its product is annotated as lengsin-like. Lineage: Eukaryota; Metazoa; Echinodermata; Echinoidea; Temnopleuroida; Toxopneustidae. The transcript is spliced from 3 exons. Bases 375 to 1739 code for a protein of 454 amino acids. Gene Ontology annotation, cellular component: membrane; cytoplasm. The record is from RefSeq and is a predicted model, not a curated record. Gene Ontology annotation, molecular function: glutamine synthetase activity.